Messenger RNA from Podospora anserina S mat+, 1821 nucleotides. RefSeq lists its product as uncharacterized. NCBI's taxonomy places the organism in Eukaryota, Fungi, Ascomycota, Sordariomycetes, Sordariales, Podosporaceae. Gene Ontology annotation, biological process: proton transmembrane transport; ATP metabolic process. The record is from RefSeq and is a predicted model, not a curated record. The transcript has 7 exons. Bases 1 to 1821 code for a protein of 606 amino acids. Gene Ontology annotation, cellular component: fungal-type vacuole membrane; proton-transporting V-type ATPase, V1 domain. Gene Ontology annotation, molecular function: ATP binding; ATP hydrolysis activity; proton-transporting ATPase activity, rotational mechanism.
AUGGCCCCCUCCAAAGCAGAUGGCCAGGAUGGAGUGCACAGCGGCAAAAUCUACUCGGUGUCUGGCCCCGUCGUUGUCGCCGAGGACAUGAUUGGUGUUGCUAUGUAUGAGUUGGUCAAAGUUGGUCACGAUCAGCUCGUUGGUGAAGUCAUUCGUAUCAAUGGCGACCAAGCGACCAUCCAGGUGUACGAGGAAACAGCCGGUGUCAUGGUUGGCGACCCCGUGCUUCGAACCGGCAAGCCCCUCUCCGUCGAACUCGGCCCCGGUCUCUUGAACAAUAUCUACGAUGGUAUCCAGCGCCCACUUGAAAAGAUCUCGCAGGUCUCCCAGAGCAUUUAUAUCCCCAGAGGCAUUGCCGCUCCUGCCCUCGACCGCGAGAAGAAGUGGGAGUUUACCCCAACCAAGAAGGUCGGCGACCACAUCGCCGGUGGUGACGUAUGGGGUACCGUUUACGAAAACUCGUUCAUUACCGUCCACAAGAUUCUCUUGCCUCCCAGGGCUCGCGGUACCAUCACGAGGAUCGCCGAGAAGGGCAGCUACACAGUCGAGGAGAAGAUCCUCGAGGUCGAGUUCGACGGCAAGAAGACUGAGUACCCCAUGAUGCAGACCUGGCCAGUACGUGUGCCGCGCCCAACCACGGAGAAGCACUCUGCCAAUCAGCCCUUCUUGGUCGGUCAGCGUGUGCUCGACGCUCUCUUCCCUUCGGUCCAGGGUGGUACCGUCGCCAUUCCCGGUGCUUUCGGCUGUGGCAAGACUGUCAUUUCCCAGUCCGUCUCCAAGUUCUCCAACAGCGAUGUCAUUGUGUACGUCGGCUGUGGUGAGCGUGGUAACGAGAUGGCCGAAGUCUUGAAGGAUUUCCCAUCGCUCAAGAUUGAGGUCGAUGGCCGCAUGGAGCCUAUCAUGAAGCGCACAACUCUUAUUGCCAACACGUCCAACAUGCCCGUCGCUGCCCGUGAAGCGUCCAUCUACACCGGCAUCACAGUGGCCGAGUACUUCAGAGAUCAGGGCAUGGACGUCGCCAUGAUGGCUGACUCGUCUUCCCGCUGGGCUGAGGCUCUGAGAGAAAUUUCCGGCCGUCUCGGUGAAAUGCCCGCUGAUCAAGGUUUCCCCGCCUACCUCUCUGCCAAGUUGGCCUCGUUCUAUGAACGUGCCGGAAAGGUCCAGGCGCUGGGCAGCCCCGACCGCGAUGGCAGUGUCAGCAUUGUUGGUGCCGUGUCACCACCCGGUGGUGAUUUCUCCGAUCCUGUUACAUCUGCCACGCUCGGUAUCGUGCAGGUCUUCUGGGGUUUGGACAAGAAGCUUGCGCAGCGCAAGCAUUUCCCUUCGAUCAACACCUCGCUCAGUUACAGCAAGUACACCAUGACGCUCGACAAGUGGUACGAGAAGGAGUACCCCGACUUCCCUCGCCUGCGCGACCGUAUCAAGCAGCUUCUUUCCGACAGUGAAGAGCUCGACCAGGUCGUCCAGCUGGUCGGCAAGUCUGCGCUGUCUGACCCUGACAAGAUCACCUUGGAUAUGGCUACCCUCAUCAAGGAGGAUUUCCUCCAGCAGAACGGUUACUCCAAGUAUGACCAGUUCUGCCCCAUCUGGAAGACGGAGUGGAUGAUGAAGCUCAUGAUGGGAUUCCACGAUGAGGCGCAAAAGGCGAUCGCCUCUGGCCAGAGCUGGGCCAAGGUGCGCGAUGCCACCCAGGACCUCCAGGGCGAGCUGCGCAGACUCAAGUUUGAGAUUCCAGAUGAGGGACAGGAGAAGAUUUGCAAGAAGUACGAGGCGAUACAACAAGCCAUGCUUGACAAGUUUGCUUCCGUGAUUGACGAGUAA